AACAAACAAACUCUUCAGCUUCAAAUAAUAGUUUAGUUAGCUUUUCCUCGCAGCUCCGUCCGCGUGAAUUUCCUUUUGUCUAGUCUAAUUUACAACCUCUAUUAUUAUUCUAAUUUACAACCUCAAACACUUAGGUUGUUAAAGUGGCAACACCAUUUAGUUCUCUCAAAAUCAAAAUGGCGCUCAACAUAAGUGUCAAGGUGCAUCCCGUAGUUUUAUUUCAAAUUGUAGAUGCAUAUGAACGGCGCAAUGCUGAUUCUCACAGAGUUAUCGGCACAUUACUGGGCACCAGCGACAAGGGAGUGGUGGAGGUGACGAACUGUUUCUGCGUGCCGCACAAGGAACACGCCGACCAGGUGGAGGCCGAGCUCAACUAUGCGAUGGACGUGUACGACCUCAACAGGCGAGUCAACUCUUCAGAGAGCAUUGUUGGCUGGUGGGCGACUGGCAAUGAGGUGACAAACCACUCGUCAGUGAUCCACGAGUACUACUCGCGCGAGUGCCGCGACCCGGUGCAUGUCACGCUGGACACGUCGCUGCAGGGCGGGCGCAUGGGGAUGCGCGCCUACGUGUGCGUGGCGCUGGGCGUGCCGCGCGGCAAGCAGGGCUGCAUGUUCACGCCCAUCGACGUCUCUCUCACCUGCUACGAGCCUGAGAUUGUGGGUCUCCAGUUGUGCCAAAAGACUAUGGGUCCAGGAGGUCGGUCGCGACAAGUCCAGCCCAUGUUAGACCUGGCGCAGGUCGCUGAGGCCGCCUCCAAACUGUCCUCAUUACUAGAUCAGGUGCUGCAGUACGUGGAGGACGUGCUGGCGGAGCGCGUGGAGCCCAACAACGCGGCGGGGCGCCAGCUGCUCGAGCUCGUCAACUCCGUGCCCAACCUCUCCGCCGACACCUUCGCCGACGCCUUCGCCUCCAGCGUCAAGGACCUGCUCAUGGUGGUGACCCUGGCACAGCUGAUCAAGACGCAGCUCCAGCUGAACGAGAAGUUGACGCUGCUCACGUCGCAGUGAGGCGCGCCCGCCGUCCACCCUGCUCUACCGCAAGCCUCCAUCCCCUCACCGGCGACACCUCGAGUGUUGCGCCGGAGAUCUAUAAAAGCAAUUGCUCACUAGUGUAGGCCAUAGCCAUAACUCGGUUGGACGCAGCUGGCUAAUAAAAUGGCAUACCUUGAUUUUUCUCUCAAAAUUCAGAAAAUUCACAUUAAUUAUUAUAAGACUAAUAAAUAUUAUAUGUAAUAGUUACCAACCACAUGCUCAACACUUAAUAUUUCUUUAUAUAAAAUUGGCGAAUGGCACCACAGCCGGGGCACGUGGCCGCACUAGUGCGCUGUCAGACAACAAUAAUAAACGGUGUGAAUUGUU
Molecule: messenger RNA, 1361 nt
Organism: Manduca sexta (tobacco hornworm)
Lineage: Eukaryota; Metazoa; Arthropoda; Insecta; Lepidoptera; Sphingidae
Gene: eIF3f1
Product: eukaryotic translation initiation factor 3 subunit F
Exons: 6
Coding region: 177-1010 (277 amino acids)
Biological process (GO): translational initiation
Cellular component (GO): eukaryotic translation initiation factor 3 complex, eIF3m
Molecular function (GO): translation initiation factor activity; metallopeptidase activity; translation initiation factor binding
Source: RefSeq, a predicted model, not a curated record